CGGUCGAUUCGCGAGAAGCCAGGCUCCUUUGUAUAGUCUUGGUUCUCGGGCGGAAUUUCGGCUUCAGGGAGCAGAGGCCUCGGUUGAGAAAACUUCAUUUCCCCGCUGCACGGUAUCCGGAACUCGAGGACCUAGCUUUGGCCUACCUAGCGGGGGAAGAGUUAGUGGGACGGACAAAGAGGAAGAAGUGUGGCCGGAGGCUUACCAAAGAGCGCCGGAAGUACGGCGCUCGGAAGGGUCCGACGUAGACCUGUUAGUGUUUCCCUCAGCGCGGCCGGGCAUUUACGAGGCUGGCUGGAACCGAAACCUGAGUCCCCGCCGACCCACCGUUGUGGACAGCCAGCAAACUCCUUUUCUGGGCUUUCGUUAGCUCAGCUGCAAAGUGAGUCGUGAGCCAGCCGCUCCCGACUUCCAGCGUGGAGAACGGGGUCGAUUAGGCAGCGCCCGCGGGGGAAGAGGGUCAGAAAUCCUGGGUUCUCACCCUGCCAUCCAAGAAACUAAAGAGGAGGAGUUGACAGCCUCUGCAUCCCUCACCGCCCUGGGCUAGGACCCAGCAUGUCUCAGGCCACCAAAAGGAAGCACGUGGUGAAGGAGGUGCUGGGGGAGCACAUGGUACCCUCUGACCAGCAGCAGAUCGUGAGGGUACUGAGGACCCCAGGGAACAAUCUGCAUGAAGUAGAGACAGCCCAAGGGCAGCGCUUCCUGGUGAGCAUGCCCUCCAAGUACCGCAAGAACAUCUGGAUCAAGAGAGGGGACUUUCUCAUUGUUGACCCUAUUGAAGAGGGAGAAAAGGUAAAGGCUGAGAUCUCCUUUGUCCUCUGCAAAGACCAUGUGCGCUCUCUGCAGAAGGAAGGGCUCUGGCCUGAGGCCUUCUCUGAAGUGGCUGAGAAACACAACAACAACAGGAACAGGCAGGCUCAGCCCGAACUCCCCGCUGAGCCACAGUCAUCAGCAGAAGAGUCCAGCUCCGAAGACGAUUCUGACCUCUUUGUUAACACCAACCGCAGGCAGUAUCACGAGAGUGAGGAGGAGAGCGAAGAGGAGGAGGCAGCCUGAGACCCCAGGACCGACUUCUCUUACUCACAGACUGGUCCUUGGCUCCUCUGAGCUUGGACAUUCCCAGGGUGCUCUGCAGAUCUUGCCUGCCCUGGAUGGGGACAGUGCAGAACCCCUCUCUGAACUGACCUCUGACCUAGGAGAAUUAAACCCCUGGUGGGUGGUGACAUGUGCUGGUGUCCGAGUGGCUCUCUGGAGGGUGGAGGGACCUGUGGUGAAGUCAGAAAUUUCUCCUUGGUGGAGGCCUCAGGGGCAAGUGGGCUGGUGGGCAGGAAACAGGGAAUGGCUGGGGUCUUUUCUAAGUUCUCUCUCAUUGGGCGCUUAGUGUCAGGCCCUAUGCGGUCCCUCGUUGCACGUAUUUUACAACCGGGGACAGUCCCGCUUUAUUGCCUGCUUAUAAUCAGCACUGAUCCAGGAUCGCAGCCAUGGGACCUAGUCCCAGUUACCUCUAGAAACACUCAGGGUGAAUUUCAUAGUGCCUCGUAAGCUGUUGGCCCUGCCCUUCUAGUUGCCUGUGGCUGCGGGAGUGCCUGCCUCCAUGCAGCCGUGUGCACCCCCUGGUUGCUGGCCCCUGUGGCAACUCAGACUGUCGCUCCUCGGCCCUCUGCAAACCACAUCGUCCCACCUACGGGGUUUUUUUUGUUGUU
Molecule: messenger RNA, 1703 nt
Organism: Pteronotus mesoamericanus
Lineage: Eukaryota; Metazoa; Chordata; Mammalia; Chiroptera; Mormoopidae
Gene: EIF1AD
Product: eukaryotic translation initiation factor 1A domain containing
Exons: 6
Coding region: 556-1056 (166 amino acids)
Biological process (GO): translational initiation
Cellular component (GO): nucleus
Molecular function (GO): RNA binding; translation initiation factor activity
Source: RefSeq, a predicted model, not a curated record